AUGAACGUCCCUGUCAAAUGUGAUCCACGUGAAGUACUCUUCGUCCAUUCUUCCUUAGCAAUCUACCAUAUCUUGUGUUCAGUAUUAAUGGUGGCAAUUUUUAUAGCAACUAAAAGACUUGUGGAGAGCUUUCGACGUUCUUAUUCUAAACUGACGGUGGUAGUUAUAGGCGGUGGCCCUGUAGGAUUAACUGCCGUUCUUGUAGCGGCGUUAUCUAAAAAGGUGUCUAAUAUCAUACUUUUUGAAGAAAUGUUUAGAAAUAAUUUGUGCAAUAAACCCAGUCAAAUAGCAUUCAACCCUAAAACAGUGAAGUUUCUACGGACGUUGGAUAUAGAUUUUGAUAAUUUAGAAGGUUGUUGGAGUAAUGACUAUUUUUACACUAGAAGCGGUGUUUAUACAGAUUAUCUAUUGUGUGUUUUGUAUAAAUUUAACAAAAAAGUUGAUCUUAAACUAGGAACAAAGUUUACCAGAGACACGAUAAAGGAAGUUGAUAAAGUGGUAGGCCGGAAGUUAGUCAUUGCCUGUGAUGGAUCCAACGGAAAUGGUGCAAGGAUUAUGGGUCUUAAUGAUGAAUUUCUUCAACAUUCCUUAAAUGCGUACGGCGCUGUUGCUGGAGUGGAUCGCCUCGUCCAUGGUGCCGUCCCAGUUCCAGAAACGUCAGUCCAGAACAUUCUGUUUGAUUUAGGAGCGUAUGGAAUUCUGGUAGAUGAGCGACAGGAACCUCAGGGAUUUACUGUCAAACUAUUUGGUAAUCUUCGUCAUCGAUAUAUGAAUAUAGCCAUCCCCAAAUGUGAAUCAACUCUACUGAAAUCAAUGAGAUUAGUUUUAGAUAGAUCAAUUCCCCAUACAGAUGUCGUAUCUAAUUUAGAAUUGUUAUUUACCAUUAUUAUGAGGAAUAUCUUCAUUAAAUGUUUUAAUACGUACAAGUCAGAAGUAGAAUCAUCUAUAUCAGAAUCCACAGCAUUAAAAACAUUAAAAUUUAGUCCCAGAUUAUUUGAAAUAAAACUGUCACAACGACUGGAAACGGUAGUGUAUUUUAAAGAGACUGACACUUUUCUCAUUGCUGAAGGAGAAGCCGCCAGAUGCACCAAUUUCCAUACCGGUAAAGACAUUAACUUAGCUAUGGACGGAUUACCAAUUCUAAAUAGAUUUAUUACUAUGAUCACUUGGGCAUCUUCAGAACAUUCUAUAAUGGAGGCCAUGCUCUUUAAAUCAAGAUCAGCUGAACGAAUAUGUAAAUCCUUUCUUAAGAAUGGCUUAAGGGACACCGUGUUUAGUCCGUCUUGA
This is a messenger RNA of Lottia gigantea (owl limpet), 1287 nucleotides long. RefSeq lists its product as hypothetical. The coding region runs from base 1 to 1287 and encodes 428 amino acids. Lineage: Eukaryota; Metazoa; Mollusca; Gastropoda; Lottiidae. The transcript is spliced from 5 exons. The record is from RefSeq and is a predicted model, not a curated record.